CGCUGCUGAUGAGCUACCGCGUCCGGUCCGGAUAUUACCACUACCAUUAACCAUUCUCACUCUUCUGCGAGCACUAUUAGUGGUGGUGUAGAAACUCUAUGCUGUCUGUUUGGGUGACUCGGCUGUUAGAGGUGCUGUAUCUAGCAUUCUCUAAUUAUAUGAAAGGUGACUGCCUAGUGAUUUGAGCGAGCGAUCAGCAAUAGCGGCCUGGCACUGAAACCGAUGCACCAAUAAGUAACUGGUAGGUUGACCGGCACACUGGCUGGCUAACCCCGACUACACGGCGGCAGCAGGCUAAGUCGACUCGACGGAGGUUGUAAUGGUGGUCAGUGCGGAGCAUAGAAGAAGCAGUCGAGUGUUGUUUCGUGACGAGGCCAACAUAGUAUGGCGACAACCAGCGUACACUAUGGCGAAGAAUACUAGCACGACGACAAAAGAACAGCCGUACCAACACUGACGAAAAAGCUGAGUGCAAUGGUCAGUGAGCAACUCUAAACUUUACGACUUCUACCGCCACCACAAUUACUCUACGUACGGUCGGAGGGAACAAACAGUGUACGACUUUGCGUUACCAUCAUUACCACUAUGGCCAUCGCUGGUACAACUGAGACCCUACAACUAAAACAGUUGCUUCUACGCAUAUGACCUAUAACUGGUACGGUUUCUAAGCACUUUACUCAGACGGGUGGUUCAGAUCAAUCGAUGAAAAAUUGUGGGCGUAUCGUUGGAAGUAACUACUUAAUGCGCCAUUUGCUCCUAUAAGUUUGUGUAAUUUUCGACACGUUCCGUUUUGAGGUUGAGCAAACAAAAAGAACAGCAAGUGUAUCAUCGAAAAGGAAUAAACGAGCGUGACGUCCUCGUAUAAUUCAUCCAACUGUAUUCGUAUCGUCCGUUGUUUUGUACCAAUACAUCGCUGAAAAUUGUGCGUAUCUCUGUUCACCAUCAGGUCAAAUUGGGUGCUUUUUUGUUUUGGGGGAUCGCUGGUCCUUCCAAUUACCUAGCUAGUUGUUCUCUUUUGAGUGAAGAGUCCAACUGCAUAGAGGCGGCGAGACCGCGAAAGACCGCUUUGGACAUCAACUAGAGGCAUCGACCUCGGUUACUCUCGAUACGAUUGAGUCGUCUUCGGGAGGCGAGAUAAGGCAGAGCGAUUCUGUUAGCGCACCCACCUUAACGCACCAUUUGCUUCAGCAUGACGCGAUCCAUUCCAGAAGAUAAGAUCAAUCUUCGCCUUAUCCUCGUAUCCGGAAAGACGAAGGAUUUCCUAUUCAGUCCUGCAGCAUCCGCGGGCGAUAUCGCCCAGUCGGUAUAUGAAGCCUGGCCAACGGAGUGGGCGGCAGAAAAGGUAGAACGAGCCGAGAUUCUCCGCCUAAUUUACCAGGGUCGUUUUCUUCACGCCGACGUGACGCUCAGUGCGCUUGCACUGCCAACUGGCAAGACCACCGUUAUGCAUCUCCUACCACGCGAAAAUCUGCCUGAGCCAAAUCAGGACGAACGAAUAAAGGAAACGACAAGUUCCUGUUGUUUCUCCUCGUCAUCCUGCGUUAUUCUGUAGAGCUUUCAUGCGAGUCUAGUGGUUGAAAUCGGCACAAGACCGGGCUUGAGAGUCGCUCGCGUUCGCUGUGUUAGUCAUUGCGCUGACAGGACAAAGACAGCCCUUGACAGAUUGGUUGAUAAAAUUUAUUCAAAGCAACAUUCAGUAAAACGGUGGUUGCCAUGGCCCUUUGUGUGUGCUAUUCGGCAAGAGACUGUGAUUAGCGCAUCACGCCGGACAUGCAAAUGGACACAGUUGAAAAUUACCAUAUCUGGGGUAGGAAACGAUGAUGAUGAUGAUUGUUGGUGAUAUUUCGAUAAACGAUAACGAAGAUGGAAGACCUUAAUGUCUAUCAAAAACUUUUGUAGGUCCCGGAAAGCCUUGUUUUAGAGUAAAGUCUGUAUCAAAAUUACCCAAGAAUUGAAUUAAAACAUAGGCCAACGCAUGAACUAAUAGUUGUACCCUAACAGUCAGCUGGCUGGAUGCUACGCAGAAGUGCAGGCGUGAUUGUGUGAAAGGAAGUGCGGAAGAAAAAGCAAAAGAGAUGGAGGGGUUGGACGAACAUGUGAAACGUGCAUACAUAUUAGUUGUGUCGCUAUCUGAAAAUAACAUUCAAACAAUAUUGGUUGAAUUAUGGAACUUGUUACUUUGAAUUAGAAUGCGAAGUUGAUAUGGAACGUUGUUAUAUCGACAAAAGUAAUCAAAUAAAAAAAUACAUCUUUAUUGGAUAUCCGCUGUAACAAACAGGUGGUAUAAACAAAAAAAAAAACCAGCACUUUAUUCAUUACCCGGCACAAAGAAUUGCAAUUUAAUCGUUCCAGAGGUGCCUGCCGCUCUGUCGUGGGCAGUCGCUGACGAAAUCAUAGCUUAUCUGCUUGAAUGGUUCGACCUGCGAACGACGCAGUUUCUAGAAAGUUGAUUUUUAAAAUACGGACAGUAAAUAGCAAGGUAUUGAGACAAAGGUAUAGGUGCAGAAGACGUCAUGUAGAUAAAGAAAAUGCUUCAGUCCCGUCGAGAUUGUCUAUUUGCGUCUCUUGUGGUCCUAAAGAGAUACUUCAUCGAGCGAUUUAAUGGUCAACCCAAACACACAUCGGUAGGUCAGAAAAUGCUACUGUCCUCGUCAAGGUAUAGUCUCAGGCGAGUGGUGCACCUGCAGCUUUCGGACUGAAGGCAUUCGCACCGCUUGUGAGGCCUAAACUGCCGAACUGGACGGAGCAGGUACAAUUAUAGCACGCAAACGAAAUACGAUGACGAUUCUGGGGACGACGGGUGGCGUCAUUGAAAUUUAUAUCGGUACGACGACCAAUAAUAUAGCUACGUAUUUUCUAGGAGAUGUGGUAAAAAGCGGAAUACGAACAGUAAGAUAUGAUUUCUCCUUGCUGCGGAAAUAAACAAAAAAUGAAAUAAAUAAAUGAGAGUACGUAAUAGAAAACAUCUAAGAAAAUAGAGGGAAAUAAAGAAAUGGCUUUUCCAGCAGCAGGAAGAGGAUGUGGGUGGAUUAAUGAAACGUAACCAACUUUAGCAGACCAACAACUGGACUAGAUGAAGAAGCUCAGACAGAUAACGAGCGGAUAUAAAGAAGCAUAUGUAUAAAAACGCUAUAUAGAUACGCUAUUUAUGACGUAUAUAUAUAUAUAUAUAUAUAUAUAUAUAUAUAUAUAUAUAUAUAUAUAUAUAUAUAUAUACAUAUAUAUCUCGAUCGAUUAGGUAACGAUACUUUUAAGCGGAAACAAGACGCAUCACAAUUCAAAAUGAGAACUUGACGCUGAUGAUGACGAUGAUCAUUUAGUUUAUGAUGAUAUGAUAGAAAAAAAAUUAUUCAAAAUGGUGUGAGCUGGCGUUACAAAUAAGACCGGCUUUCUGGUGGAUUGCCCUGACACUUUUCAGGCGCCCAACACCAGACGGGUCCUAUUAAUGUGUCCGCAAAAAUGACGAAGAAAACAGAUGGUUCGCUUAAAAGGAAACCGUUUUCGAAGCGUCGUCCGUACGAUGUGUGACAUAACAUAUUUCGACAACUUGUUGUUGUAUAAUAUAAAUGAUUUUAAUUGAUCAAGAUAACGCCGAUGCUGAUGUUGAUAGAAAUAAAUAAAUUUUAAGUAAAGAAAUAGAUAAAAAUAAAAAAAAUAUAGUAUUGUCACCAUCGUAAUAGUGUGUUCCAUACAUGUUCACUAAAAAACAAAUUUAAAAUAGGUGAGGGACAGAGGAAAUCCCCUUUUUUUUUUUUGGCAACACUGCCGCUCUUUCUGUGUAUAUUGUACUUCCUAACUGAAAAAUAUAAGAUUCAAAGGCAAGAACGACAAGACAAAGGCUGGAGUAACAGGAACACUUAAAUAAAGUAAAUGUUGUCUAUAUCUCAUUAAAAAAUGAAUGUAAUUUUAAUCAUUCCUUAACCAGGCCUUCGUAGAUAGAAUUUCUCAGACACCUCACUAUCAAAGGGAUGUGAAAGUAAUUGGUUGAUGCGUUGCACUGCACUUUUUACUGUAUUUUCCUAACGAAAGAUAUUUUCAAUAUUUCAUAUAUGUAUAAACAAGGGUCUUUAUGAAGUAAUUUAAUGUUGUUGUAAGAACAUUGCAGGCUCUCCAAUCGACACAUAAUAUUGGUAAACUUGAUUAUUUGAGUUUAUUAAUAAGCAAAAUAGUUCUUAAAUUCUUAGCUAAUACAGCUUAGUUUCUUACUUGAACUAACAACUACAAUUAGUAAUCUGUAUUGUUGUCUUGUCAGUAGUUGAAAUUAGCGAAAAAGAGUGAUUUUUUUGACACGAAUGCUAACUUUGAUUGGCACUAUUUUAGAUAACCAUAUAGAUCAAACUCACAUUGUAGUUACUACUUACUUUUCGCAUAUUGGCUUGGAACGGAAGUUCCUUCGCUGUUUCUGUCGUUUAUACCUAUAUGUCGUCUAUACUACCUGCCUAGAGCCUUUCACAACGCCAAGGGAAAAGUAGGUGAUAGCUAAGCCUUUACGAAUGCACCUUUGUAUGCCGCCUUAGAGAACGAUAUGCCUAGUGACG
Molecule: messenger RNA, 4538 nt
Organism: Varroa destructor (honeybee mite)
Lineage: Eukaryota; Metazoa; Arthropoda; Arachnida; Mesostigmata; Varroidae
Gene: UBL3
Product: ubiquitin like 3
Source: RefSeq, a predicted model, not a curated record